GAUGACUGGAAUUAGAGAGAAAAUUCAAAUUUUCCAAACAGCUAAUCCGUUAGAGAGCGCAAGACAAUUUCUUAUAAAUAAAAAGAAUAUUGAAAUAAUUAAAAUCAACGAUCUGAAAGUGGGCGAAGAAUAUGAAAGUAAAUGGAUAGUGGGAGAAAUUAAAGAAGCUUUCUCACAUACUAAAAAGUUCGAUUGGAAGAAAAUAAUAUUAAACGAUCCUGAUAAUGAAGAUCAGAUGAUAGAAUGUUUUCUGACGAAAGAAUACAGCAGAAUACUAGAUGCUAUCGAACCUAAGGACGUUCUUAUCUUCAAUAAAGCAUUAAUAAAUGCUUCAGCUAAUGUCAACAGCCCACAUGAAUACAAACUGGAAACUAACAAUGUACCGCCAAACUUGACAGAAGUUUGGGUAUUUAUCUCCGAAGUUCAGUCACUAUCGGAAGAUGUCUUUGUUCCAAUUAGUCAACUGAAACCUUGCGGACCGAAAUAUAAUAUCUGUGGAAUAAUUGUUUUCUCGGAUUGUGUUAAAUCAUUAAAAAAUGAUAAGUACAAGUUCUUUCUCAAAUUGAUUGAUACAUCAGGAUCGGAUAGACGUCUAGGCGUAACUUUAUUUAGUCAAAAUGAAGCUGAUUUCCCUUUUCCAAAUAAAGAAGGAGAGAUACUUAUAAUUAAGCGGAUGGAGUGCAAGUUAUUUAACGAAAAAUUGCAAUGUGUUGCAUCUGACAGUGUUGGAGCUGCUUGGGCGAAAUUUUCUGGUGACAUAACUGAAUUAAGAAAAUUUUGGGAGAGUAAAAAACCUAGUAUAAAUUCAAGCGGUUUAAAAACAUCUGUAGAAUUUGCAAUAAGCGAUCUGGCGACUGAAAAUUUCCCGUUUACUUUGAGAUGUAAAAUUUUAGCUAUAAUUGAAAGGGGAAGUGAAUUUUUAUUGAAGAUAUGGGAUGGAACUAAAGCUCAAUUGUAUGUUACUCUUUACUAUAAAGUUGGAGAUUUUGUUUGUUUGUCUAAUCUCACCUUUGAACUAUGCGCAAAAAGUGAAAAGAAUGAAAAAUAUAUAUACCUCAAUGAUGACGAUGCUAGUAGUAUUGAGGUUCUUAAAAGAAAUAUUGGCAGUCUAUACGAAAGCAGAGGAAAGGUUAAAGGAGAUAAUUUUGGAACUAUAAGUCAUCGAUGCUAUACUGAUUUCGUUUGUCAGCUUAUAGGAAAAAUGUAUUCACCAAAUAUUGCGGAAAGAUUAUCAAACAAAAAAUUUUGUUGCGUUUUAGUGGCUUGGGAUGGAACUAAGGGUUUAAAAUUCUCUAAGGCAAAAGUUAAAGAGGAUGAGGUUGAGGAGAUAAAUAAUUCAAUUUGCCCCGAUGAAGAAUAUCUACACUACAUUUUCGUCUAUGAUGAACACGCCGAAAAAGCGUGUAAAAUAAAGCUUGGUGAGUAUAUCGAAGUCACUAAUGCGGAUAUACGAAAGAAAGCAGAAAUUGAUUAUUAUGAAAUUUGUGUCCACGGAAAUGGAAAAGGUUUCAAUAGAGAUAUUCGGGUUUUAAACGAUGAUGAUCCAAGGGUAUCGAUUAUUAAAAUGUUUCAAAGGCUUGUUACUGUAAAACCCUCUGACAAUGCUAACAAUAGCAAUAACAAAACGAUUGUAGAAGAAGAUGAGGAAGACCGAAUUCUCCUAACUCAAGAUGUCGACACUGAAAUUAGACACGAUGGAAGUUUUAUAAGUUUGAAAAAGUUGAAAAAAAGUGACAGACAACCUGGAAUUUGUAAAAUUGAGGCCUACAUUUCAAGUUUUACAAGCAUCGAAAAUCAUCAAUUUAUACAAUUAUAUUGUAACAUUUGUUCACACGAAGAAGGUCUCAUAAACCCUGCCGAAGAUUGUAUCAUUCCGAAUAAUUCAAUUGAAAAUAUGUUUCUAAGUUGGGAAAAGGACAAAAUGGAAGAGAAUGAUUUUGUAUCUUUAAUGUGUCCAAGCUGUUUCAAAAUCUGUGUAAAUCACGAAAAAGAAGAUCUCAGUCCACCUUUUCUUCAGGUCAGAAUGAAAUUUAAGAUAAAUCUACAGGAUAAUCAGGAUCAUCUCGCUGUUGAAUUAUCUGGAGAUGAUGCAAGAGAUUUCUUCGAUUUUACUGGCGACAUUAGAGAGUUAUAUAUGUUCAGAGAUCAAACUAAGUUAUGGGAUUUAACAAUGAAAACUUUAAAAAAGUCAAAAAAGAGAUUAAGGUUAGGGAUACGAAGCUAUUUAGAUUCAAACAACAAGCUUAUUCACACUAUAAGUGAUACUGUUUUAAAGUGUUUCAAGUAG
Molecule: messenger RNA, 2287 nt
Organism: Dimorphilus gyrociliatus
Lineage: Eukaryota; Metazoa; Annelida; Polychaeta; Dinophilidae
Source: the annotation of a GenBank genome assembly